CCUCAGCCAGUUCGCCAUUCUCCCCUUCCGUUUUCAGAGACAAUGGCUGUCGAUGCGAUGGAAAUCGACUCCAAUCCCGUGUCUACGGGCCUAGUGGAGUCCGAAAAGGAACGCAAGCGCAAACACAAGCACAAGGACGAAUCUUCGGCCUCUCCCUCGAAAAAGAAGCGCAAGCACGAAACGGCCGAUGGUAGCGACAAGAAGAGCAAAAAGAAGGACAAGUCUUCCAAGAGCCAAUCCAAUACCGCACCGCAAGCAGCAACAGCGGUGUCUUCCGGCUCUUCUAGCCCUUCCAGCGACUCCCCAUACUCUCUGACCACCGCAACGCUCUACCUGCCUCUUUCGCCCAUCUCCAUUUCCCCCACGCAUGCUCUGGCCUCGCUGCUGGCGGAACAUCUCUCGCCCCUCCUGCUUACCUACUACCCUCCCCUCCAGGGAAUUGUCCUGGCCUACUCGAAUGCGUCAAUCUCCAGCUCCCCACCAACGGUGUCAUCCGUAUCCGGCCCCGCAGACCCUAACCCACAACCGCUGACUCUCGCAACCACGGCGGGCGAAUACGGCGUCAUGUAUGUCUACCUCACAGCGACCUUCCUGGUAUUCCGCCCCCAGCGCGGGCAGAUCCUCGAGGGAUGGGUCAACGUGCAAUCCGAGGGCUUCUUGGGCGCUGUCGUCCUGAACCUCUUCUCCGUAGGCAUCGAACGCAAGCGCCUCCCUUCCGACUGGAAAUGGGUUCCGCCAGGCGAAGAGGAAGACGAAGCAGCAGCAAGCGGCCGCAACAGUAAUAACGCUUCUUCCUCCGCAGCUGCAACAACAACUACAACAACUACAACUACAACUACAACAACAACAACAUCCGAUGACGACAGCGAUGAGAACCCUUCUCCUGCUUUCGACCCGGCCAAGGAACACUUUAACCCCGUGACGCUGGCUUCCGACGCGAAUCCCUUUUCAGAUACCCUGGCCGCAGACGUGGGCGCCGAUGGCGAAGCGGCCAGCGACGACGCCGUGGAAGGCUACUUCCAGUCUGUCUCUGGGCACCGGGUGCGCGGCACGGUCAAAUUCCGCGUCGUCGAUAUCGACGUCAUCCCCGGCACUGAGCGUGACCGUGGGUUCCUGAGCAUCGAGGGAACUAUGCUCUCACCGGAAGACGAGGCCAAGGUCGUCGACGGCGAGCGCAACGGAGUCCUGGUGCCGUCUAGUGUUGUGCGGAAGCCGGCGCAAACCGCCAUGUCGGGGGCCAUUGCAUUGGAGAGCGAGAUGAUGGAGACACCGAGUAAGAAGCCAAAGUCGAAGCCUUCUAGAUUGCAGUAACUUUCUUUCUCUCUUUCCAUAUUAUAUUGUACCUGUUCUGUUCUGUUUUUUUUUUUUUUUU
This is a messenger RNA of Aspergillus ochraceoroseus IBT 24754, 1372 nucleotides long. Its product is annotated as DNA-directed RNA polymerase I subunit RPA43. Gene Ontology annotation, cellular component: RNA polymerase I complex. Bases 43 to 1311 code for a protein of 422 amino acids. Gene Ontology annotation, biological process: DNA-templated transcription initiation. The transcript has a single exon. NCBI's taxonomy places the organism in Eukaryota, Fungi, Ascomycota, Eurotiomycetes, Eurotiales, Aspergillaceae. The record is from RefSeq and is a predicted model, not a curated record.